Molecule: messenger RNA, 831 nt
Organism: Penicillium verhagenii
Lineage: Eukaryota; Fungi; Ascomycota; Eurotiomycetes; Eurotiales; Aspergillaceae
Exons: 5
Coding region: 1-831 (276 amino acids)
Cellular component (GO): intracellular anatomical structure
Molecular function (GO): oxidoreductase activity, acting on NAD(P)H, oxygen as acceptor
Source: RefSeq, a predicted model, not a curated record
AUGUCUAUGAACUUUGAUGAUUGCGCCGUUGUCCGAGACGGAUUCCCCCGCCCGUUUCCCAACACGCCUUCAAAUGUCUUGGAGCAACUUCGCAUGGAUGGAAAGGUAGUCGUUGUCACUGGAGCGGCCGAUGGGAUCGGAUUUGCUGUGGCAGAGGCGAUUGCUGAGGCUGGUGGCCAUGUGGCUUUCUGGUAUAACUCAAAUGAUGUUGCAAUCCAAAAAGCAAAGGACUUGGGCACAUCGCAUAAUGUGAAGACAGCUGCUUACAAAGUCGAUGUCUCUGUCUCAACUGAAGUUCAAGAAACCAUCGCCAAGGUAGUGCGGGAUUUUGGCAAAAUGGAUGUUUUCAUUGCCAACGCAGGAAUGGCAAUCUCAAAGCCUAUCCUCGAGCAGACCCUCGAAGAAUAUCGCAAGCAGAUGUCUGUGAAUGUCGAUGGUAUCGUAUACUGCGCAAAGUACGCAGGUGAGGUCUUCCACAAGCAAGGCUUCGGAAACCUGAUCAUCACAUCGAGUAUGAGUGCACACAUUGUCAACGUGCCAACCGAUCAGCCCGUGUACAAUGCCACCAAGGCCUAUGUUACCCACUUUGGCAAGUCCCUCGCGCGAGAGUGGCGCGAGUUUGCUCGAGUGAACAUCGUUUCGCCGGGCUUUUUCGAUACGAAAAUGGGUGCCAGUGGCUUUGCUAUCAAUGAAGCCUACCGUAUGUCCUCUGUGGGACGCCAGGGCCACACGAAGGAGAUCAAGGGUCUUUACCUUUAUCUCGCUAGCGAUGCUUCUACCUACAUGACGGGCAGCGAUAUCCUUAUUGAUGGAGGAUAUGUUUUACCUUGA